AAGACCUGGGGCAUGACAUUUGUCGCCAGGCCCGGCUUAAUAGGUUUCUCCGCGGUCGCUGGGAACGCUUUCCUCGAGACCCGAUCCACCAAGUGAAGACGACAGAAACCAGAUCUGGACUCCUGCCCUCCGAUCAGACAUCGUCCGGACCAGAAUGAUCGUUGAUGCAUCGAGAUGACAGAUGUUACAACUGCAGCCUGACGGGUCAUUGGUGAACUGAAUGUCCACAACUGGUGAAUGGAACGUGGACUAACCAGACUGUGUCACACUGAUCGGAGAGGAGGACUUCAGACAAGUCAGAUGAGGGCAAGUUGCUUGAUCAGCAGAGAAGGGAAGUCAGAUAACACCCACACACACACACACACACACACCACUCACUCAUUACUGGCAUCUAACACACACACAGCACUAGCACAACCACCUGAACCACAAACUAAGAAGCAAAUGAUGGCCUUUUUAGGCCUGUGUAAUUAUUGCAGAGCAUGGAUCCCUUUGCGUGCAAGCAGUAUGUGCAGCAGCACUCGCUAUGUAGGCCUCCAGAGAACUGGUGCUUUUCCACUCACUUACACUUGAGGUGCUGCUCGUACAGAGUAAAAUGACAUUCUUAUCUCCAGCCAGACACCGGAGCUGCAUAGCGCUCCUGUUAUCGCAACCACACAUAACUAUAGAGGGCUGCAUUACUCUAAACCCAGCCACUCUGCUACCAACGCCACAUGACGGCGACCCUCAUGACUGCAAAGUGCUGACGGAACAAAACAGCAAGCCCAGCUUAGACUUGCAAGAUGAACCACUGGCGAAAGGCCACGUUGUGUUUGUGGACGGCUCAAGCGGGAAAAAUGAUAAAGCAAAACAGAAACGGGCUACGCUAUAGUCACCAAUACCACCAUAAUCAAAGCGGAGAAACUGCCCUCACACCUCUUUGCUCAAGCAGCCGAGUUAAUCGCAUUAACCGAAGCAUGCAAGCAUCAUGCAGGUAAAGAAGUCACGUUUUACACUGACAGCCAGUAUGCCUUUUCUGCCGUAUGUUCGUUUGCAGCACAGUGGGCGAGAAGGGGAAUGCUGACCUCUACAGGGAAGCCAGUAAAACAUGCUGAACUGUUUAAAAAACCUAUUAACGGCCAUAAAACUACCAUCAGCCCUGGCCAUUUGUAAAUGCGCGGCACACAAAACAGGCACAGACUUGAUAGUAUUGGGAAACAGCUACCCUGACAAAGCAGCAAAGCUGGCCGCAAGUGGUAAAUAUGGCACCUCAGCAAUUACACGACAAUUGUGGAACGCUUGUGACCCGAAGUGCUCCAUGAGAUGCAGCAGCAAGCAAAAUUGAAGUGGAACAACUUCCUAGGUCACUAUUCAAAACAGCAGCCAUAUUGAUACAUGCUUUAACACAUGUAUCAACAGGGGGGGAUAGUGAGUAAGACCUAUAAGUAUUGCUUAGUCGUAAAACCUAGGGGUACAGCUAAAAAAAAUCACUGUUUUUAUCAUCCGCAAGAGCGUAGGACUCGUUGAAAGAACGAAUGGUACAGUAAAAAACAGACUAAGGAAAUGUAUGGCAGAAACGGGAAGGCCCUGAGUAGAAUGCAUAGACUUAGUAAAAACAUACAUGCAUGUGACCCCCAACAACACAGGGAUAACCCCCUAUGAGGCAUUGUUUGGCCGACCUUUUAGACUCCUGGUGUACACAGAAGAACAACAAGCAGAGGAAGAGACAGACUUAAGUGAUUGGAUGAGAAAGUUGUUCCAAAGCAAAAAUGUUGUUGAUACAAAUAAACUGCCGGAAGGCCUUUCUGCUUCUCCACAGGAACAUCCGGUGGCGGUGGGAGACUGGGUCCUGGUCAGAGUGAUUAAGAAGAAGUGCUGGAACCAACCCCGGUGGGACGGACCCUACAAAGUACUACUGACCACACCAACUGCAGUCAAAAUAGCAGAGAGAUCCACGUGGAUACACCUCAGCCAUUGCAAAAGGAUUGAGCCAAUCAACGCUGAGUAGGGGGCGGAAGUCGGGCUUCAAAGGGGGAAGUGAGCCCUAGGCCACUUUCGUCUCAAACCCGUGAAGAAAACAACUGAACCCCCCACUAAAUAGGGAUGGCUCAUUCACGUGCAAUGACCACGUGGAACUGGAUCUGGACCCUGGGCGCAUUGAUGACCAUCGCAACUGCAACACCACUGAACCACCUCAAGUACCCACAUGCCUACGCAACCAACGAAUGGUGGCGACUGAUGAACGCAACAGCUUAUAAUAGAAACUACACCAAUUGCUAUGUGUGCUCCCACAUGCCAGUAGCAGCCCAUAAUUCAGGCCUCAGGCCAUAUAAUGUCAGGUGGACAAAGUCAUGGUGCCUGUACGGCCUGUCAACCCACCCAGGAAGGGGUAAACUGUGGCAGAACUCUAACUUCAGUCAACCAUUAAAAAUCAAUUGGGCCAAAACACCGAUCACUAGAGCUGAAUGUACCCCAAAUGAAGAUUUGGUAGCAUGGCCACAGCUGUCCGUAGCACUACCAGAAGUAUUAAUGCUAACCCAUCUUCCCAGAAAGGCUUUUCCAGCAUGCGUGGUUAACAAUGGAUCCCGAGAGGUGGGGAAGCUGCCUCACAUGUUGUGUAACAGUACGUUUUCCUACUGUCCACGACAGAACGAGACGAAGUGCAUGUACUGCCUCCAGAAUCCCACGUGUGCAAAGAACAGUACGCUCCAAGAGGCAGCAUGUGCGAUGACCAACCGCUCGUUACCGCUGGAAGAUGGAAGUCAGAGUUACUGCUCCCGCAUAGCCCCUGGGCCUAAAGGAACCCGGGUACUGACAGACUGGUAUUUUGUAUGUGGACACAAAGCCUAUGUCUCCUUACCACCUGACUGGAAUGGACUGUGCACCAUAGCAUCAUUAUCAGACCAUGUGUUCUUUAUGCAAAGAACAAGCACAACCAGCAGGCACCGCCGUGAAGUGACUGAACGGGUCGAGGAUGUUCCCAAGGAAUGGAGAAUAUGGGGAACCGGGGAAAAGAUAGGACAGAGCCUGUUUCCAUGGGUCGGAGUCGGACUGGUUCGGGACCAUGUCGAGAUAAACAGGUACGCCCUACUCCGUCUGAUAAACGCCACAAGAACGUUAGGCAAAGGAACUUCACGGGAGUUGAGCGCCUUGCGUGCAAUGGUGAUGCAGAACAGAGUGGUUUUGGACUUGCUGGCUGCCCCGCAAGGAGGAGUAUGCAAGAUAAUUGGACAGACUUGUUGCACCUUCAUCCCUGAUGAAAACGGUGAUGGGGGGAGUAUCCACACUGCUUUGUCUGACUUAGACACCCUACAGCAGUAUGUAGAACGGCAGACACCUGGAGGGAAUCUGGAUUGGCUCUCUUGGCUGACUACUGGAGCCUGGUGGCAAAUUCUGCUGAAAGUCUUAGUGCCACCAGGGGUCAUUCUGCUACUCUUUUGUUUAUUUUUCAGUUGUAUUGUUCCAUGUUUAAGGAAAAUGAUGACAAAUGUUUUCAUUUCGGCUUUCUAUCAGUAUACCCUUGUGCAGGGUGAGCUGGAGGGUGAAACAGAGGACCAAAUAUGAAACCCCCAUUGAAAAUGGGAGACCAAGUGGUGGGGGUGGAUGUAAACUGGUUUUCAAACUAAUGUUUAAUUUUUGCAAAUGUAUGUAGGUGCUUCCCCGAGUGAGACUGACUAGCAGUGGCUGCCGUGAGCGGCGGGGCCAUUGAGGAAUUUUCCUGUCUUGAAAGAAUAGAGAGUGUGACUUUGGGUCAAAAGAAGGAUAGACAGCCGCAUGACAGGUUUUUCGCCUCAACCUCAUUCAGGAUUGUAUGUGCUAUGUUCAUGAUAAACAGGGAGGAAUUGUUAGAAUAGAUAAACAUGUAACUGUUUUUCUAUGUAUCACAAUGUGUUCAUCAUAAACAUGCACAUGACCAUCAGACUGUAAGCACAAAACAUACUCUCAU
Molecule: messenger RNA, 3925 nt
Organism: Archocentrus centrarchus (flier cichlid)
Lineage: Eukaryota; Metazoa; Chordata; Actinopteri; Cichliformes; Cichlidae
Product: syncytin-2-like
Exons: 2
Coding region: 2083-3543 (486 amino acids)
Source: RefSeq, a predicted model, not a curated record